AUGCCUGUAUCCCCUCCAGGCCCCAUGCCUAUAUUCCUAUAUCCCCUCCAGGGCCCUAUGCCUGCAUCCCCUCCAGGGCCCUAUGCCUGCAUCCCCUCCAGGGCCCUAUGCCUGUAUCCCCUCCAGGCCCCAUGCCUGUAUCCCUGCAUCCCCUCCAGGCUCCAUGCCUGUAUCCCUGCAUCCCCUCCAGGGCCUUAUGCCUGUAUCCCCUCCAGGCCCCAUGCCUAUAUUCCUAUAUCCCUCCAGGGCCCUAUGCCUGCAUCCCCUCCAGGCCCCAUGCCUAUAUUCCUAUAUCCCCUCCAGGGCCCUAUGCCUGCAUCCCCUCCAGGGCCCUAUGCCUGUAUCCCUUCCAGGCUCCAUGCCUGUAUCCCUGCAUCCCCUCCAGGCUCCAUGCCUGUAUCCCUGCAUCACCUCCAGGGCCCUAUGCCUGUAUCCCCUCCAGGCCCCAGGCCCCAUGCCUAUAUUCCUAUAUCCCCUCCAGGGCCCUAUGCCUGCAUCCCCUCCAGGGCCCUAUGCCUGUAUCCCCUCCAGGCCCCAUGCCUAUAUUCCUAUAUCCCCUCCAGGCUCCAUGCCUGUAUCCCUGCAUCCCCUCCAGGGCCCCAUGCCUGUAUCCCUUCCAGGCCCCAUGCCUAUAUUCCUAUAUCCCCUCCAGGGCCGCAUGCCUGUAUCCCUGCAUCCCCUCCAGGCACCAUGCCUGUAUCCCUGCAUCAUUCUACAAUUGCAUCACCUCUUGCCUGUGCUUCUAUUCUCGUCACAGUUGAAGGAAUUUUUCCAGACAAUCACACUACAGCUAUUCUCAUCGAGAUUGUCCUUAACGACUUAAUGAAAAAAGUUACCAAGAUGAGUAAUUCCGUGUCAUGUCACAGUCAUGUCAUGACUCAUGACCCUCAAUACUAA
Messenger RNA from Haliotis rubra (blacklip abalone), 897 nucleotides. RefSeq names its product protein TRACHEARY ELEMENT DIFFERENTIATION-RELATED 7A-like. The record is from RefSeq and is a predicted model, not a curated record. The transcript has a single exon. The coding region runs from base 1 to 897 and encodes 298 amino acids. Lineage: Eukaryota; Metazoa; Mollusca; Gastropoda; Lepetellida; Haliotidae.